AUGGAUGAAGAACAAUUGGAUCUCAGCGGAGAAGAAGAAGAAAUAACGGCAGAUGUUGUGUUAAAAACAAUUCAAACUUCGUGGCAGAAUGAAAGAUUGUCUCCUGAAAUUUUACCCCACCGCAAUGAUAUGGUAGAAUGCAUGUUGGGUCAAAUUCAACACAUGGAGCGAAAUAUAAACAAAUUGCCGAAAACAGAUCUACGAACUUCUAUACACAAAAUGGAAUUGAGUAGAAUAAAAUAUAUCAUUUGCAAUUACCUCAAAACUAGACUCGAAAAAAUCGAACAAAAUUGUAUUAUAAUAAUAAAUGAUGAGAAACAAAGAAUAGAAUCGGGUACAAAUUAUUUGACGCCCUUAGAAUAUAGAUAUGCACAAGAACAUUUGCUUAACAUUGAACACCAUUUGAAGCAGACGAUUCUCAAUCAGGUGCCGGGAAAUAUGCAGGUGUUUGAAAUAAAUAAAAUGUCAACAGUACCAAACUUACAGUCACAUGUAUUUCUGAAGGCAAAUGAAACUGUUCAUGGUAUAGUUUUAGAAGACCAUUUUGGCGAUCAAGAUGAAGAAAUUGAUUUGGAAGAGGGUUCACAGCACAUUUUACAAUACAAGUUCAUAGCAGAUUUAGUUAAAAAUGGAAAAGUUCAGUUAAUAUAA
Molecule: messenger RNA, 651 nt
Organism: Leptosia nina
Lineage: Eukaryota; Metazoa; Arthropoda; Insecta; Lepidoptera; Pieridae
Source: the annotation of a GenBank genome assembly